This is a messenger RNA of Thlaspi arvense, 351 nucleotides long. The record is from the annotation of a GenBank genome assembly. Lineage: Eukaryota; Viridiplantae; Streptophyta; Magnoliopsida; Brassicales; Brassicaceae.
AUGGUUUUAGUGAAAGAAAGAGAGAUGGAGAUCCCAGUUAUUGAUUUUGGUGAGCUGGAUGGAGAAAACAGAAUCAAGACCAUGUCACUUCUUGAUCAUGCAUGUGAUAAGUGGGGCUUCUUCAUGGUUGAAAAUCAUGGAAUUGAUAAAGAUUUGAUGGAGAAAGUGAAGGAGAUGGUUAACUCUCAUUAUGAGGAGCAUUUGAAAGAAAAGUUUUACCAGUCAGAGAUGGUAAAGGCUUUGAGUGAAGGCAAAACCUCAGAUGCAGAUUGGGAAAGCAGUUUCUUCAUUUGGCAUAAGCCAACUUCGAACAUCUGCAAGAUCCCAAACAUUUCGGAUGAACUCAUGUAA